GAGUUCAACCAGGUCCUUUAUAUGGGAAACUGAAGAAUGGAACUGCAGUUGUUCUAGAAAAUGGAGUAACCAUUUCUCCUUCUGAUGUCUUAGAAGACCCUAUUCCUGGAAGAAAAAUUUGUAUUUUGGGGGAUUGUUCAGGAGUGGUUGGAGAUGUUGCCAUGAAGCUUUGCUAUGAAGCAGAUGUCCUGAUCCAUGAAGCCACGUUAGAUGAUACCCAAGAGGAAAAAGCCAGAGAGCACGGUCACAGCACUCCCAAAACGGCAUCGGAUUUUGCAAAGUUGUGUAAAGUGAAGAAACUGGUUUUGACUCAUUUCAGUCAACGGUAUAAACCAGCUGCUCAGAGAGGUGAGGGAGACAUGGACAUCACCCACCUGAAGAGACAGGCAGAGUCAGUGUUAGAUGCUCAAGAAGUAACACUAGCUGAGGAUUUGAUGACAAUAGAAAUUCCAAUGAAAAAGUAA
Messenger RNA from Antrostomus carolinensis (chuck-will's-widow), 464 nucleotides. RefSeq names its product zinc phosphodiesterase ELAC protein 1-like. The transcript has a single exon. NCBI's taxonomy places the organism in Eukaryota, Metazoa, Chordata, Aves, Caprimulgiformes, Caprimulgidae. The annotation marks the transcript as partial. Gene Ontology annotation, cellular component: nucleus. The record is from RefSeq and is a predicted model, not a curated record. Gene Ontology annotation, molecular function: 3'-tRNA processing endoribonuclease activity.